GGGAAGGUUCCAAAUUGUCUUCCUAAGUCUCUCUCAGUGUUGAAUUUGCAGGCCAAUUACUUUGAUGGAAAUAUACCCUUUGGGUUUCCAGAGGGCUGUCGAUUACGAAAUCUCAACUUACAUGGAAAUCAAAUGGAUGGGCUAUUACCAAGGUCUUUGGUGAAUUGUAGCAUGUUAGAGGUUCUAGACGUUGGCAACAACAACAUAGAGGAUACAUUUCCUCAUUGGUUGGAAUCUCUCCCAGACCUUCAAGUGCUUGACUCAAGGUCCAACAAGUUCCACGGUUUUGUGCAGAGCACCAAGGAAAGUCCAUCUUUUCCCAAGUUACGAGUUCUGGACCUCUCCAGCAAUGAUUUUCGUGGCCCUUUGCCUGUUCAGUGCAUUGAAAACUUUAAAGCGAUGAUGGACCCUCAUGGAGAGGAUGGUUCCCCUAAAUACAUGAAGAUGUCGAUGGGAGCCAAUUCUUAUCAAUAUUCACUGGUUGUGACAUGGAAGGGAUUGGACUAUGAGCUGCAGGGAAUCUUGACCGUAUUCAGUAGUAUUCAUCUCUCAAAUAACAAGUUGGAGGGAGAAAUUCCAGAUGUUAUUGGAAAGCUUAGUUCUCUCAAAGGGCUUAAUCUUUCUCAUAACAACCUUACUGGUAAUAUCCCACCGUCACUAGGGAAUUUGACGAAUCUGGAAUGGUUGGAUCUCUCUUCCAACGUGCUGACAGGGAAAAUUCCUGAUGAAUUGGUAUCUUUGACACAACUCUCUGUAUUGAAUCUUUCAAAUAAUCAUCUUGUCGGACGCAUACCACAGGGCAAUCAGUUCAACACCUUUGGAAAUGGUUCUUAUGAAGGAAACCUUGGACUGUGUGGAUUCCCAUUGUCAAAAUCUUAUGAUGGAAUUGGAACACCGCCGAGCUCCUUCCAAGAAAAAGAUGAGUUGUGGAGAUUUGGCUGGAGAGUUGUGGUGUUAGGCUAUGGAUGUGGAGUUGUUUUUGGACUGCUGAUGGGAUAUCAUGUCUUCCGAACAGGAAAACCAAAAUGGUUUGUGUCUUUGUUUGAUGGCCGACCAAGUCAAAGUGGAACGAAGAUGAGGAAACCCAGAAGACUUGUUCAAAGAAGAAGGUAGUUGCAGAGUUGAUGUUUUAGAGCUUCUGAUUUAAUGUUUCCUGAAUAAGUGCUUUUCGGGUUUGAAGUUCUUGUUAUGGCUGGCAUUGGCUUGCAUAAAAUUGUCAGCCUUCUCUUGUCUUUAUUAUGGUUUGUAAUUUUGUCUUUCUUUAUUGUAAAAUAUAUUGAGAAAGUGUUU
This is a messenger RNA of Rubroshorea leprosula, 1290 nucleotides long. Lineage: Eukaryota; Viridiplantae; Streptophyta; Magnoliopsida; Malvales; Dipterocarpaceae. The record is from the annotation of a GenBank genome assembly.